Messenger RNA from Penicillium verhagenii, 1200 nucleotides. RefSeq lists its product as uncharacterized. The coding region runs from base 1 to 1200 and encodes 399 amino acids. The transcript has 2 exons. Lineage: Eukaryota; Fungi; Ascomycota; Eurotiomycetes; Eurotiales; Aspergillaceae. The record is from RefSeq and is a predicted model, not a curated record.
AUGGACGAGUUUGCCCAGACUCGGGGCGCCGACGACCUCUUCGACGACGAAAUCAUCCCAGUGUCAGCAGAUGAUCAACAAGUGCAGACAGAAGUCGUCGUCAUCUCCGAGCCUGAACCCACGCCACCACCGGAGGUUACGCCACCAGAAAAGCAGCCGUCUCCGCGUGGAGAGACUUCACAGCGGGGUGGCAGUUCGCAGCGGGGUGACACUUCUCAGCGAGGCCGUGGACGCGGCGGUCGGCCGAAACAAGGGCGCAGCCUCCAGGACUCCAGAUGGGCGGCGGACACAAAGCCUGCAGAGAGUACCCCGCGGAAGAAGACGCCUGUGAAUAUGCCAGCGUCAGCGCCAAAAGUCAGCCCUGUUGCCACCACCGCAGAGACCACAGACAAGCGAGAAGAGGGGGAGAAGCCACAGACCGCUAAUAAUGAAGAGGGCAAAAAAGACGCUGCCGCUGCAGCCAAUGGCGCCGAUGCACCGAAAGUCCCGGCUGUCCGUGGAGAUCGAAGCGCAACCGGUGGUUUGAAAAAGGUGAAACUUACCGAGGUAGAGCUUGCGAAACGUAUCGCCGCCGCUAAAGAGAAUGCCAUCAAGAAAGCCGCCGCCCAUGCCCGCGCUGAAGCUGAUCAGGCUUCAUUCAUGGAGCGCGAGCAGAUCGCAGCCAAGAAGCGACGCGAAGAACUCGCAAGUCGACGUGUGAUGGAUAAGGAGCGUGAGCAGAAUCGUCAACGUAAGCUCAAGGCACAGACCGGGCGUGAGUGGGAUUCGGAGAAACGCGAAGAUGAUUAUAAUCCCCGUGGUGGGGGGAGCCAAUACCGCCGGGGUAUGCAUGGUGGCGUGGCUGGACAUGUGCGGCGAGAUUUUGAUGGGCUGUCAGACGACCCUACAAGCCACGUCACCCCUGGCCGCGGACGUGGACGAGGUGGCCGUGGGGGACGUGGUCGUGGUCCUUCGCGAGGUCCACAGGAACGUUCGUCCUCUAAAGAUCAAUCCGACCGCCAAAAACCAAACAAGCCAUCCAUUAAUGAUGAAGCCGACUUUCCAGCUCUCCCUGUGGGCAAGAAAUCGGCGGAUUCAGAAGAUACUGUGGAAGCAUCCGAGAAACCAGCUGCGGCUGUCAAACUACCCCCGUCAAUGGAAAGCCUUGAAUCUACAAUGUCCCCGGUGUCUGGAAGCUGGGCAGAUCAAGUUGAGGAGUGA